Messenger RNA from Parnassius mnemosyne (clouded apollo), 2157 nucleotides. Lineage: Eukaryota; Metazoa; Arthropoda; Insecta; Lepidoptera; Papilionidae. The record is from the annotation of a GenBank genome assembly.
AGAGUACAUUAUAUAUGGUGUGCCGUGACUGCCGUGCAGGCCGUGCACCACGGUGCACCAUCUCCGCUAGGAGUAAAGUAUUCUGUGCCGUGCACAGAGUACUUUUUAUAAACUGGAAGUACCGUGUAGUGGACGAGCGACUUUUGGGUACUUGUUUCAAAACAAUAAAACUCUACUUCUCUAUCUCUAACGAUAGGGAAAAAGAAAGAUACUUCUUUGAUAAAACACAUUCCAUAUUUUGAUAAUAUGUCGCAUAAUAUAAAAAUUCUACCUGGUGCUACUGUUUGUGAAGAUUGUACGUUAGAAGGUGAUAUUACAAUAGGAGGAGGAACAGUGAUUCAUCCGAGAGUUACUAUUAUUGCUGAGGGUGGACCUAUCAUAAUAGCAGAAUAUUGUUUAUUUGAAGAGUAUUCCACAAUUAUUCAUAAGAAAAGUGAUAAGCAAGAGAAUCCUCCAAAACCGCUUUUUAUUGGGGCACACAAUGUCUUUGAAGUAGGAUGUAAGCUUGAGUCACCAUGUGGCCAUAUAGGAGAAAGCAAUGUAUUUGAAUGCAGAUCAUUUGUUGGUGUUGAUGUUAAGAUUGGCAGUGGAUGUGUAAUUGGUGCAGCUUGCAGUUUAAAUGCACCACAAACUUUGGCUGACAAUACUGUUAUAUGGGGUUCUGAACACCAUAACAGAGAAGCAUUGGAAAAACAACCAUCGCAGAUGCUUCAGUUGGACUUUUUGAGUAAAGUGAUGCCUAAUUAUCAUAGACUUAGGAAACCUAAUGUGCAUAAGAGGCAGACUUCUAGGCAGUCUCAAGAACCAAUAAAAGCUUAAUGUGUCCAACCAUAGGAUAUCAAUGUAAAAUGUAAAUUAACAUUCAAGAAAAAUUGAGAUCUAUUAUUUAUUUAAUUAUUUAAAAGGUAAUAAAUUAAAGUAAAUAGUAUUUUUCCAAAUUAUUACCCGAAUAUUGUACCAUAAAACACCAGUUUACAAUUAGAAUUUAUUUCACCAGUUUACAAUUUAUUAACUAGAAUUUAUUUCUCACAUUCUCUACUCCAUAGGAAAUUUUAAUAAAAAAUAAUUAAGGAUGUAGUUUCUUGUCUUUUGCACCCAAUUAACACUAAAGUACUGAAAAAUUUGGCUCUAAAAUCGUAUUAUAUUUUUGUAGAAUAGAUCUCAUAGACUGGCAAUGACAGGUAGCAUUGCCAGUGAAAGAGUAUAUUAUUAUUUUUAUAGUACCUGUAAUAAACUUUUAGUUUUUGUAUUGUAAAUUCAAAAUGCAUUGAUUAUUUGUGUCGUGAAAAUGCAUUGAUUGAAGGCGUUGGCUAUUAAUGGCGGUGUAAAAAUAUCCACUAUUCUAUAACGUCCAGAAGGUGUAUGAAGCAAUGGAGGGAAAUUUAAACAGAAGAUGGGCACCAGCAUCUUACAGAUAACAACUAAAAAAGGUGAUGUUUGUGAAAAGUAUACUGUCACAUUCUUUUCUCAUUAACAUUUAAAUUGUUAAACUGGUGCAAAACAGCAACUUUACAGUACGCCACGUAACAGUUCAUCAAUUGGGUUUAGGGUAUAUUUUAGAAACCGCUUAUGUGAUCUGCUUGAAAUUUGAAUACAUUGUUCUGCUUCUGUAUAUUUAUAAUAUGUCCUACAAGAUAGAUUUCUAAUAUUACUCAAUUUAAUAAAAUAUCACAUGCGUCAUUGUUCUAUGAACACUCAUGUGACGUAUGUUAUCAUACGUCGUUGUUUUGCGGAUUUUCUUCGUAUUUCACAUGACGCAAAGUAACUUCCGUCGAUGUUUUAGGAAAUCUCUAACAAAAUUUUGUGACGGGCUUCAAAGUUAUAGGUUAGUAGAUGAAAAAUAUAUAUUAUUUUGGCUUACAUUUUUUAUUUAUUUUUAACAUUUAUUAUCAGAUAAAUUUUAAAACAAAAAAAUCAAAUUUAUGACACUAAAAGUAAGAGAUCAAUAGUUUUAAAAAUCACAAGACUUGUAAAAAAUCAAAGAAAAAAUUUAAUCAAACAGUAGUUAAUAUUAAAAAAAAUGUUACGAGGAACAUUAUUACUUAUUACUAUCAAUACAGUAUAAUCAGUCUCAAACGUUACUCUUAUAAUAUUGGAGUAUAAUCAAACUUAAACGUUACUCUUAAAAUAUUUGAGGAUCAUUAUACAUUUUGUUUU